Messenger RNA from Toxorhynchites rutilus septentrionalis, 2988 nucleotides. RefSeq lists its product as uncharacterized. Gene Ontology annotation, molecular function: nucleic acid binding. The record is from RefSeq and is a predicted model, not a curated record. The coding region runs from base 1 to 2988 and encodes 995 amino acids. The transcript is spliced from 3 exons. NCBI's taxonomy places the organism in Eukaryota, Metazoa, Arthropoda, Insecta, Diptera, Culicidae. Gene Ontology annotation, biological process: DNA integration.
AUGUCGAAGGACGACGAGCGAGCCGAACAUUUGCUCAAAUCCUUGACUAAUGUGAACAAAGGGCGCUAUGAAACUGGAUUGCUCUGGCGUUAUGACGAUGUUCGAAUGCCGGGCAGUAAGCCGAUGGCAAUGAAGCGGCUAAUUUGUCUGGAGAAGCGAAUGCAACGGGAUCCUGAUCUAGCUGAAGCCCUGAAGGAGAAGCUUAGAGAUUACGAGCGGUCUGGAUACAUCGAGAAGCUGACGGAGAACCAACUAGCCGAGAGAUUCGAACGCGUGUGGUACCUUCCAAUAAAGAUGUGGGACGCAGCCGCAAAGGUGGCGGGUGUUUCACUGAACUCGUUCCUGCUAACCGGACCAAAUCAGCUUACUUCUCUUCUCUCCGUUUUACAACGCUUCCGAGAAUUUCGAAUUGCUAUAACGGGCGACAUUCGAGAGAUGUUUCUUCAGGUGUCGAUGAACUGGCGCGAUCAACAGUGUUUGAGGUUCCUAUGGCGGAAUGGAGAAUCAAAGCGUAUUCCGGAUACCUUUGUUACAAAAGUAAUGACUUUCGGGGCAACGUGCUCGCCCAGCUGUGCACAGUAUGUGAAGAACCACAAUGCGCAACGGUUUCAGGAUAAGUUCCCGAGGGCAGCUGAAGCGAUAAUUAGAGAACAUCACGUAGAUGAUAUGCUGUCCAGUGUGGAGACGGAAGAUGAGGCGAUAAAGCUAGCUAAAGAUGUCCGAUUUGUUCACGCAGAAGCAGGUUUUGAAAUAAGGAACUGGCUGUCAAAUUCGAAUCGAGUGCUGCAGGAGUUGAAGGCGAAUCCUGGAGAGAAGAGCAUGAAUCUGUUGAGCGAAAUGGGAGCCGAGAAAGUUCUGGGAUUGUGGUGGUGUACCGUAGCCGAUACCUUUACCUUCAAAGUGUCUACGAGGCUAAAUGUCGAUCUACUGCAGGGUCAUAUCGUACCAACAAAAAGGCAGAUUUUGAGUACGCUAAUGACCAUCUACGACCCAAUUGGACUACUUACGAAUUUCCUAAUGUUCCUGAGAAUGCUACUCCAGGAAAUUUGGCGUAGUGGUGUAAAUUGGGAUGAACCCAUUAAGAGCGAACAGUGGGAGAAAUGGCAAAUAUGGUUGCAAGUUCUUCCGCAAGUGGAGUCCGUCACUGUACCCAGGUGUUACCGAAUAAAAACGAGCACAGGCGUGCAAAAUGAAAUUCAACUCCACGUGUUCGUAGAUGCGUCUGAAAACGGGUAUGCCGCAGUUGCGUACCUCCGGUUCGAAAAAGAUGGCGAAGUGGAAUGUGCGCUCGUUGGUGCGAAAACAAGGGUAGCUCCGUUGCGAUUCGUGUCGAUUCCCAGACUUGAACUUCAGGCAGCAGUUAUCGGAGCCCGCUUAGCGAACGGUAUCAUGAUGUCUCACCAACUUAAACCAACAAAACAGUUCUUCUGGACGGAUGCGCGUGACGUUCUUUGCUGGCUGAAUUCCGAUCACCGGAGGUAUAAUCAAUUCGUCGCCGUGCGGAUCAGCGAAAUUCUAGAGCUGACCGAGGUUAACGAAUGGAAUUGGAUUCCGACGAAACUGAACGUGGCUGACGAUGCGACGAAAUGGCAGAAACUUCCGGAUUUUUCUCCUGCCAGUCGUUGGUUCCGUGGUCCAGAAUUCUUGUGGGAGGCAAAAGAGAAGUGGUCUGUUUCAGUAUCGAGCUUCGAUUACACCGCAGAAGCGGUUGCUGCGUCAUGUCGCAUUUGUACAGCGGAAGAACUUCGGAAAGCAGAGUUGUCAAUUCUUAAACUAGUUCAGAAUGCUCAAUUCGCCGCAGAGAUAGCUGCACUACAGAAACCGAAACAGGCACCUUGGAAGAACGCAUUGCCAAAAAGUAGCUCGCUGUAUGGCCUCAGUCCUUUCUUGGAUGAAGAGGGGCUGCUGCGAAUGAAGGGUCGUAUAGAUGCUUGUGACGACGUAGAUGAUAAUGUGAAGCGCCCGAUAUUGUUGCCCAAGUGUCAUCCCGUUACUGACCUCAUUAUAGCCAGUGUUCACCAGCAGUUCUGCCACAUGAACCACCAGACUACACUCAACCAGAUCCGGCGUAGAUUUUACGUGCCUCAGCUACGGUCGACCUACAAACGCGUGCGAGCCCGAUGUCAGCUCUGCAAAAUUCGCCAGGCGAAGCCAGCAGCUCCAGAAAUGUCAGCUCUACCACCUACGCGCCUAAAAGCCUUCUGUCGUCCAUUUUCCUACGGUAUCGACUACUUCGGUCCUAUGCAUGUAGUUACUGGUCGGAGGACCGAGAAACGAUGGGGAGUGCUGAUCACAUGCCUAACGGUGCGAGCGAUACAUCUUGAAGUUGCUCACAGCCUCACAACCGACUCAUGCAUCCUCUCCAUUAGGAAUUUUACCGCUAGGAGAGGUGCCCCUCUGGAGAUAGUCAGCGAUCGCGGCACCAACUUCAUAGGAGCAUGUCGUGAGCUGAAGGAAGCGUUACAAAAAUUUGACCACGAAAAACUCAUGGAGCACUUCGUCACCACUGAUACAAAAUGGUCUUUCAAUCCUACUGCAUCACCACACUUCGGAGGAGCCUGGGAACGUCUCGUUCAUUCCGUGAAGAAAACCUUGAAGCACCUCCAAGUCACACGCACACCCACCGAUGAACUGUUGAGGAACAUGCUCACAGAGAUCGAACUAAUCAUCAAUUCACGACCAUUAACGCAGUUACCACUAGAUGACGAGCUUUCCCAAGCUCUCACUCCGAAUCAUUUUUUGAUUGGUUCUUCAGAUGGUUCAAAGCCCCCGAUCACGUUCGAUGACAGCAGUUACGCUCUGAAACACACCUGGAAACUGUCCCAAGUCUCUGCAAACCGGUUUUGGCGUCGCUGGGUAGCUGAAUAUCUGCAAAUCUUACUCGGAGGACCAAAUGGUUUGGCCACGUCAAGCCUAUCGCAGAAGGGGAUAUCGUCGUCAUCGUUGACGAGGCUCUGCCAAGGAACUGCUGGCCGAAAGGUCGAGUGA